This is a messenger RNA of Schistocerca piceifrons (Central American locust), 894 nucleotides long. RefSeq lists its product as uncharacterized. The transcript has 7 exons. The record is from RefSeq and is a predicted model, not a curated record. Gene Ontology annotation, cellular component: chitin-based extracellular matrix. Lineage: Eukaryota; Metazoa; Arthropoda; Insecta; Orthoptera; Acrididae. Bases 1 to 894 code for a protein of 297 amino acids. Gene Ontology annotation, molecular function: structural constituent of chitin-based larval cuticle.
AUGAAGAUCGCUCUGAUUUGUUUGGCCGUGGCCGUGACAGCAGUGCUGGCAGACAAACCCAUCGAGGUCGUGUCCCGCCAGGAGGUCCGUGACGAGCAUGGCCAGUACUCCCUCUCGUACCAGACGGCCAACGGCAUCUCGGUGGUGGAGCACGGCGAGCUGAAGCCCACCCCUGACGGCAAGGACCACGUUCUGAUCAGGAGCGGCCAGUACCAGUACACCAGCCCCGAGGGCAAGCCCGUCGACAUCAAGUACAAGGCCGACGAGUUCGGCUUCGUCGCCACCGGAGACGCCAUUCCACUGUGCCUGGUCGUCGCCGUGUCCUACGUGCUGGCCGAUACCAAACCCAUCGAGGUGAUCUCCCGCGAGGAGGUCCACGAUGCCGCCGGGCAGUAUUCGCUCACGUACCAGACGGCCAACGGCAUCACGGUGGUGGAGCACGGCGAGCUGAAGCCCACCCCUGACGGCAAGGACCACGUGCUGAUCAAGAGCGGCCAGUACCAGUACACCAGCCCCGAAGGCAAGCCUGUCGACAUCAAGUACAAGGCCGACGAGUUCGGCUUCGUCGCCACCGGAGACGCCAUUCCACUGUGCCUGGUCGUCGCCGUGUCCUACGUGCUGGCCGACACCAAACCCAUCGAGGUGAUCUCCCGCGAGGAGGUCCACGAUGCUGCCGGACAGUAUUCGCUCACGUACCAGACGGCCAACGGCAUCACGGUGGUGGAGCACGGCGAGCUGAAGCCCACCCCUGACGGCAAGGACCACGUGCUGAUCAAGAGCGGCCAGUACCAGUACACCAGCCCCGAGGGCAAGCCCGUCGACAUCAAGUACAAGGCCGACGAGUUCGGCUACGUCGCCACCGGAGACGCCAUUCCAGUCGCACCCGUCGCCUAA